AUGGCCUCGGAAAAGAUGGAUGCAGACGACGUUGAAAACGUCCAUAACGUCGAUUACAACGAGAAUUCUAAGAGCCAGUCUCAACAAAAUGCGGACGCCCGGGAUGCCACCGCCCGAGAGCACAACCUCACCCUAAGUGAUGCCAUCCGCCUAUACUCCAAAGGCAUUGGUUUCUCCCUGCUAUUCUCUACGGCCAUCAUCAUGGAGGGUUACGACCUUGCCUUGAUGGGUGCCUUCUACGGUUAUGAUGCCUUCCAAGAAAGGUUUGGUAACGAACCAGACUUGAAGGGCGGCAAGGUUAUUUCGGCUGACUGGCAGACCUACAUCCAAGUGGGCGGCAUGUGCGGCCAAAUCGUUGGCCUCUACCUCAACGGUUGGGUCUCGGACGCUAUCGGUUACAAGCGAACCAUGAUCUUGUCGCAGCUGCUCAUGGUUGCCUUCAUAUUCCUCCUUUUUUUUGCACGAAACAUCGAGACCAUCCUCGCAGGCCAGAUCAUGCUCGGCGUCCCCUGGGGCGUCUUCCAGACCCUGACCAUAGCGUAUGCCUCAGACAUCGCGCCCAUCGUUCUCCGCCCGUAUCUGACGGCCUACGUCAAUCUGUGCUGGGUCAUUGGCCAGCUCAUCUCGGCCGGCGUUCUGCGCGGUUUCCUCAGCAUGCAAGGUGACUGGUCAUAUAGGAUCCCUAUGGCUCUGCAGUGGGCGUGGCCCCCGUUUAUCAUAUUCGGCACCUUGUUCGCACCAGAAUCACCUUGGUGGCUUGUUCGCAAGGACCGUCUCGCCGACGCCAAACGCGCCGUGCUGAGUCUGGUCUCUUCUGCCGUCGUCAACGCCGACAACGGCAUCGACUUUGAUGCCGAUGACCAGGUCGCCAUGAUGAAGGCCACCAACGAGUUCGAAAUCAAUCACUCGGCAGGCACAAACUACUGGCACUGCUUCAUGCGGGCAGACCUACGCCGCACCGAACUCGCAUCCAUUAGCUACACCGCCCAAGCAAUGUGCGGCAGCGUUCUUAUGGGGUAUUCUGUCCAGUUUUAUGAGCGAGCGGGGCUCUCUACCAACAACUCAUUUACCUUUAACGUUAUUCAAUACGCCGUUGGCGCCGUCGGUGUGAUCCUAUCCUGGUUCUGGCUGAGCAAGUUUGGCCGUCGCACAAUCUACCUCUGUGGUAUGACUAGCUUGUGCGUGAUCCUCCUCGUUGUUGGCGGCCUCGGCUUCGCUGACCCCAGCAACCCGGGUCCUAGCUGGGCUGUUGGGAGCCUUCUGAUCUUUUACACCUUCAUGUACGACAUGGCCAUGGGCCCCAUCUGCUAUACUCUUGUCGCCGAUAUUCCCUCGACCCGCCUCAAGGCAAAGACAAUAGUCCUAGCCCGCAACUUCAACAACAUGGCCAGUCUGGUCAACAAUGCACUCAUGCCUCGCAUGCUCGGCGUAAACGCCUGGAACUGGGGUGCAAAAACCGGUCUCUACUGGGCCGGCUGGUGUCUCAUCAUCCUCGUCUGGGCUUAUUUCCGCCUGCCCGAGACAAAGGAUCGGACCUACGGCGAGCUAGAUCUUCUCUUUGAGCAGGGCGUCAGCGCGCGUAAGUUUGCACAGACAAGCGUUAACCAAUUUUCAGACUCGCAUAAUAGUAUAGGAAAGAAAGAGUCUAGUAACUAA
This is a messenger RNA of Alternaria atra, 1656 nucleotides long. RefSeq lists its product as uncharacterized. The record is from RefSeq and is a predicted model, not a curated record. The transcript is spliced from 2 exons. NCBI's taxonomy places the organism in Eukaryota, Fungi, Ascomycota, Dothideomycetes, Pleosporales, Pleosporaceae. Gene Ontology annotation, molecular function: carbohydrate:proton symporter activity. Bases 1 to 1656 code for a protein of 551 amino acids. Gene Ontology annotation, cellular component: membrane. Gene Ontology annotation, biological process: carbohydrate transport; transmembrane transport.